This is a messenger RNA of Silurus meridionalis, 1932 nucleotides long. It is a transcript of the gene pitx3, whose product is annotated as paired-like homeodomain 3. The record is from RefSeq and is a predicted model, not a curated record. The transcript has 4 exons. Gene Ontology annotation, biological process: anatomical structure morphogenesis; regulation of transcription by RNA polymerase II. Gene Ontology annotation, molecular function: DNA-binding transcription factor activity, RNA polymerase II-specific; RNA polymerase II cis-regulatory region sequence-specific DNA binding. Lineage: Eukaryota; Metazoa; Chordata; Actinopteri; Siluriformes; Siluridae. The coding region runs from base 238 to 1119 and encodes 293 amino acids. Gene Ontology annotation, cellular component: nucleus.
GUCAGUCCCUCUCUGCGUGUGGGGAUCGAGCCUUCACUUUUUCCAGCACCUUUCAUGACAGACAAAUGUCAUCCAAGGAAACGUGAGCUUUCUCAUCUUCCUUUGCAGUCCAGGAAACUUUCUACAUGCCGGUUGAUCGGCGCAUCCUUUCAGGACAUCAGCUCAGCCACAGCAAACUUGCGUUUCUCGGGGAUUACUUCAUCCAAAUAGGUAUUUAACAGCCUGUGGGUCGGGGGGAUGGAGUUUAAUCUGCUGGCGGACGCCGAGGCCCGCAGUCCCGCACUGUCUCUGUCCGACGCCGGCACUCCGCAACACGACGCGGCGUGUAAAGGCCAGGACAACAGCGACACAGAGAAGUCCCAUCAGAAUCAGACAGAUGAAUCAAACCCUGAGGAUGGCUCUUUAAAGAAAAAGCAGCGCAGACAGAGGACACAUUUCACCAGUCAGCAACUACAGGAACUGGAGGCCACCUUCCAAAGAAACCGCUACCCAGACAUGAGCACAAGAGAGGAGAUUGCCGUAUGGACAAAUCUCACAGAAGCACGAGUGAGGGUAUGGUUUAAAAAUCGCCGUGCCAAAUGGAGGAAGAGAGAAAGAAACCAGCAGGCUGAGCUGUGUAAAAAUGGCUUUGGUGCCCAGUUUAAUGGACUCAUGCAGCCAUAUGAUGAUAUGUACUCUGGCUAUUCGUACAACAACUGGGCCACAAAAAGCUUGACUAGCAGCCCCCUAUCAGCUAAAAGCUUUCCCUUCUUUAACUCUAUGAAUGUGAGCCCUUUGUCUUCACAGCCUAUGUUCUCCCCACCCAACUCCAUCCCCUCCAUGAACAUGGCCUCCUCAAUGGUGCCCUCAGCAGUGACAGGGGUGCCAGGAUCAGGCCUGAAUAACCUGAGCAACUUGAACAAUCUGAACAACCCUACGCUCAACACUGUGGCAGUGUCAGCGGCCACAUGCCCCUAUGCCACCACGGCUAGCCCCUACAUGUACAGAGACACUUGUAACUCCAGCCUGGCCAGUCUCCGGCUCAAAGCCAAACAACACACCAACUUUGCAUACCCGGCUGUGCAAAACCCGGUAUCUAACUUAAGCCCAUGCCAGUAUGCAGUAGAUCGGCCUGUAUGAAUUUCUUCUGCUCACAUGAGAAAAUCCCCAUCCUGUACUUAAACCCACUACUGAUUUAAUCUACUAUUUCAUUCUAAGGUAUCCACCAGCGAUAUGGACUGGCUACAAAUACACAGCUUUUGAAAAUGACUGAGACCAUAGGAAUUAUUUGUGAGGAAAUAAAAGAAAAUUGAACUCAAAACGGACCAUGAAACAAAGGACUCGAUAAUGAUACUUGGCCUUUGAACUGACCAAGUGGACCUCUAAACUUUUCUCUCCAGCAUGACUAGAGUGAAUUACAAAAAAAGUGGAUGAGAUGCUUUUUACUGCUUUGGUAAAGAAGACUUGCAAUGUCCAAAACACAUUCGCCACAAGCCCACAAUGAGGCACGUGUCUGCAAUACAGGCAAAAGGAUGUACAUAAUGGGUUUCUGUUUUGUAUGUGACAAAAAUAUCUAUGAAAUGUAGUAUUUUAAAGACUGACUUAAGCAUGUUCCUCAAGAGCAGAACCUGGAUAAAUGUGGAUUUUAAAGGAAUUUUAACCUUUGUUGUGAAUUCCGUUCACCUAGCGUAAGAGGUAUUGUCAAAGGUUGCUGUCCAACAGAAAACAUAGCAAUGAGUAGUUUGAAAGAAAGACAAAUAGGAUCAACAGUAAAAAUACGUUCCAGCUUUGCUGAAACAUAGAACAUUCAAAGGUUUUUUUUUUUAAAUCAGUAACUAAAAAGCCAUUGAAUAUAAUUUUGUGUGGUGUUCUCAAAAGGGAGUUUAUGACUGUAAAAUAAUGUAUGUAAGAGUGCAGUUGUUGAAAAAAAAACUUUUUUUGGUGUAGCCUGAU